Cylicostephanus goldi is the source of this 581-nucleotide messenger RNA. The record is from the annotation of a GenBank genome assembly. NCBI's taxonomy places the organism in Eukaryota, Metazoa, Nematoda, Chromadorea, Rhabditida, Strongylidae.
AUGUUUCAGUUGGCGAUCUUUGGUGCUGCUGCUCUAGCCCUGCUACGAAAUCCAAGAAUUGCUGCUAUAAUGCGUAAGUAUCUACGUUUGGGUCCCGCUAUGUCUUCUGCGCUGAAUCACAUAUCACCCAGAGAAGAUGAGGUGCCAAUGAUUGAAACGAUGUCACAAACAACUACUACGUCUGCACCUGCAAUUCAACUUCUGCUGCUGAAAGGACUUGAGUCAACAGAUGCUGGAUCGGGGUCUGGUUCUGGCUUGCCCUUGCUCACGCAACGCAACAUCGCUAGGCAAAUCGAACUCGUACGUGAAAUUGGUCAGGGACGAUUUGGUGAUGUUUGGUUGGGGGCUUGGAAAGGUGACAUGGUUGCUGUGAAGAUCUUCUCUUCACGCGACGAAGGCUCAUGGUCACAUGAAGUAGAGACUUUCCAAACGCACAUGUUACGCCAUCCAAAUAUCUUGCAGUUCUAUGCAAGUGACAGUAAAGAUACUGGUACCACCAUGCAGCUGUGGUUGAUCACUGAAUAUCACCCUCAUGGAUCUCUCUACGAUUACCUGUCUCACUCAGUAAGUUUUCUAUAAAG